AUGUUAGGUUUAUCCCAAUCUUCUUAUAUUGACAAGAUAUUGGUCAGGUUCAGCAUGGAUCAGUGUAAAGGGGCAUUAAUUCCUUUUAGACAUGGAUUGGGCUUAUCUUCCAGGGACUGUCCCAAGACAGAGGAAGAAAAGGCGCGCAUGAGUAGGAUUCCUUAUGCUUCAGCUGUAGGAAGUCUCAUGUAUGCCAUGCUGUGUACCUGGCCAGAUAUUUGCUUUGCUGUAGGCAUGAUAAGCAGAUUUCAGUCAAAUCCAGGGGAAGCACAGUGGCAAGCUGUAAAGCAUAUACUCAAAUACCUUAAGGCUACUAAGGAUUAUAUGCUAGUCUACAGAGCUGAUGACUUAGUUCCAGUAGGCUACACAGACUCAGAUUUCCAGGCUGAUAAGGAUGAAAGAAAAUCCACUAAUGGAUAUGUUUUCACCUUGUCUAGAGGAGCUAUUUCAUGGCGGAGUAUCAAGCAAUCUUGUAUUGCUGAUUCCACCAUGGAAGCUGAGUAUGUAGCAGCAUCAGAGGCGUCCAAGGAAGCAGUUUGGCUCUGA
Molecule: messenger RNA, 546 nt
Organism: Diospyros lotus (date-plum)
Lineage: Eukaryota; Viridiplantae; Streptophyta; Magnoliopsida; Ericales; Ebenaceae
Product: secreted RxLR effector protein 161-like
Exons: 1
Coding region: 1-546 (181 amino acids)
Source: RefSeq, a predicted model, not a curated record